AACCCCUUUCCAACGGGCCAAUCCUCGUCUGUCUCCAUGGCAAACUACUGUGUUUCUCAACAAUGAAGGAAAAAAAUUAAUUAAAAUGACGGUUGCUCGGGCUUUUCCGGUGGUGGUCGGAAUCAGAGCCCCUUGAGUGUUUACGCGCGACGGACACAUCAGUCGCUUCUCUUGGCUUGCUGUUUCAGGUUGUUCUCAUCCAUUCAAACAAGAAACAUAGCAUCCUGCUGCAGACAUGGACACCGCCAACCAGCUUGCAUCUGUUGGGACAUUUCAAGUGCUCAAAUUACCUCUGGGAUUUAUCCGUGUUUUGGAAUGGCUCUUUGCCAUUUUUGCUUUUGCAACAUGUGGUGGCUACUCAGGGCAGCUGCGGGUCAGUGUGGACUGCAUGGAGAAGGCAAGCAGCAACCUCAGCAUCGGCAUCGACUUUGGUUAUCCUUUCAGGUUACACCAGGUAUCCUUUGAAGCACCCAUGUGUGAGGCCAUGAGGAGGGAGAGAGUCUUCCUCAUUGGUGAUUAUUCAUCCUCUGCUGAGUUCUUCGUCACCAUUGCUGUCUUUGCCUUCUUGUAUUCCCUCAUGGCCAGCGGUGUCUACGUAUUCUGUCUGAAUAAGUACCGUGAAAACAGUCGGGGGCCGCUCAUUGACUUCGUAGUGACAGUAGUUUUCUCCUUCAUGUGGCUGGUCAGUUCCUCUGCUUGGGCCAAGGCUCUGUCUGAUGUGAAAGUGGCCACUGAUCCAGAUGAGGUGCAGCUCCUCAUUCCGGCCUGCAAAAUCCAGACCAACAAGUGUGACUCUGUGCAUGGACCUCGCUGGUCUGGGCUCAACACCUCAGUGGCGUUUGGGUUUCUCAACUUCGUUCUGUGGGCUGGAAACAUCUGGUUUGUCUUUAAGGAGACCGGCUGGCACAAAGGCGCUUCAAGGUUUGCAGGCAGUGCAGCCGAGAAACAGGCCGGGACCUUUAACCAACAGCCCUACAACCAGGGAAGCUUUGACCAGUCAGGAAGUUACAACACUCAGGGAAGCCUUGAUCAGCCAUCUGAGUACAGCCAGGUGGGGGGGCCCACCUCCUACUCCAAUCAAAUGUAGCCGUGCCUUGACGUUUUGGAAGUUGGCACCUCUGCAUUUUUUAAUAAAGGCAAUCAGGUGACAGGACAGGAGGGAGGUAGAGUUUGACAUCUGUGUACAAAAGAACAAAAUGGUGGUCAUAAAGUGGGGGCAAAGUAUGCUCACUGUAAAUAAAACAACUGUUGGGUAUUGUACAAAAUUAUUAGAUGAAGUCUUUUACUUCUUCUCCUCUGUGGUUAUGUUUGCUGAAUGUUGUAUUUCCAGUAGUUUAAAACAUUGUGUUUGUGCUUGAUAAAUUGUCGUACACUGUUUUAACUGGAUGUCUCACUUAAACGGGUUGGCACUCUGUCUGGAGGGAGAAAAGGCUUUUUGUACUAGUUUUAAAGUGCAUGAUGUAUGUGUGUUAAUGAGCUCUCUGUGAAAUGAGGAGGAACAAAACAAGUUUACAUAAUUCACACAGCCCUGACAUAUCACUGAUAGCUUAUCAGAUAUUACAGCAUUUUUUAAUCUAACAGAAUAUAUUUUGAUAAUGAGUAUUUGAAACUCAUAGAUGGACUAAGAGUAUAAUUAAGGGAUAUUUCUGUUUAAUUAAUUUCAGAAGCACUCCAAAUCAUUUCUGAUAUUAAUGUCAGAAAAUCUAAAAACAAAAGCAAUAACUGCAUUCUGCCAUUACAGAGGGUUUGUGCAAGAAAAGAGAAAUGUUUAUGCAACACAUUUCUCUUUCCAUGGUUUUCCUUUUUAUUGCUGAAACUCAUAUUUUAACAUUAAGAAGGGAUUGUUUCAUGUUUUGUUUACAAGCAGCCACUCUUGAUGAAAAGUACUGAUUUUCAUGGACUCCUUUGAAAUUCUAAGCAUACUUCACACCUUUUUAAAACAUGUCCACAUUACCAGUAUAAAUUGUUAAAACACAGAACAGAAAAGCACAGCCGUACCACAGUGAUAGGUACUAUCUGUGAUCUGUACAUAAAUAACACAGUUCAGCUUCGUACAACAAAAACCUGUGCAGUUCAUGUAUUGUAAAGUCAUGACCAGAGGACAAUGCUUGGUUCCUGUUUGUUUACAUUUAUAUGACUUCCUGUGUUUUGACCUUUUGCGCAUGUAGCUUGUAAAAGAAUAAAUCCAUGUAUUUAAUAAUAGUCUGACAUCCAUGACUGUUGUGUACAGGUCCAUGAGUAUGAAUUAUAUUUUACAGGACUUAAUGUUAAUAAAGGUGCACCCAUUUGUCAAGA
Messenger RNA from Melanotaenia boesemani (Boeseman's rainbowfish), 2295 nucleotides. Its product is annotated as synaptoporin. The record is from RefSeq and is a predicted model, not a curated record. NCBI's taxonomy places the organism in Eukaryota, Metazoa, Chordata, Actinopteri, Atheriniformes, Melanotaeniidae. The transcript is spliced from 6 exons. The coding region runs from base 236 to 1087 and encodes 283 amino acids. Gene Ontology annotation, cellular component: synaptic vesicle membrane; synaptic vesicle.